UUCUGCGCCCCAUCCUACCCCAGGCACCUAACAGUCCUGCCGUGUGAAUCCCUCCCAGCCCACCCCAUACCCUUCCCGGUUGGUGAACAGGACCCCAAGCCCGACCCCAGGCCUGAACACACACACACAGCCCAGUCCAGCCUCACCACAAGUGUUUUGCCAAUGAAGAUGAACUGGACAGCUGCAACUUGCUGGGCUCUGCUACUGGCUGCAGCUUUCCUCUGCGACAGCGGUGCAGCCAAAGGUGGCCGUGGAGGAGCCCGGGGCAGCGCUCGCGGAGGCCUGCGCGGUGGAGCACGUGGGGCCUCAAGGGUGCGUGUGAGGCCUGCGCCCCGCUACAGCGGAGCCGGCUCAACUCUGCGCGUGGCAGCAGCAGGGGCUGCAGCAGGGGCUGCAGCAGGGGCAGCAGCAGGGGCAGCUGCCGGCUUGGCUGGGGGCCCAGGCUGGAGAAGGGCCACAGGGCCAAAGGAGGGUGGCCGGGAGGACGAGGAGGACUGGGCACCCGGCGGCAACGGGACAGGCAGGGGUGUGUACAGCUACUGGACCUGGACUUCUGGUGCAGAGUCCACCCACCACCUGUGCCUCUGCCUGCUGCUGGGUGGUGCCCUUGGAGCCCUGGGCACCCUGGGGCUGCUCCAGCCCUAGGCACAGCUGGGCUUGGGAUCCAUAUCAUGGCCCCCAGCCCAGCCUUCUCCAUAGGCCCCUCAGGCUGUCCCAGAGGCCAACAGCAUUUGAACACUUCUUCCCUCCACUGCCCACAGUCCUCAGGCCCUGGAGGACCCCACCCUCCACCUAAGACUGUCCCAGCCUCCCCAUCUCCCCACCCUACCAUGGAAUCAGCAGCACCCCCAGCUCCAGGAUUUCAGGGUCCCCUGUGGCUCCUGCUCAGGCCUGCAGGCUGGGAGGUGUCCAGACCAGGCUUUCAGGCCACUCCUGUUCUCUGGCCUUCCCUGGACAGAAGAGUGUAGACAGUGUUGACCAACCAGGCAGAGGCCACCUUCAGAAAGGUUCCACUCUGCCACUGAAGCCCUGAGGAUCGAGGACCAAGGGCUUCCCACCAGAGCUGGAAUGGACUUCCCACAGGAGCAGAAUAUCAGCGAGUGAGGAGCAUUCAACUAGGCUGCAGUGAGAAACGUCAGGUGCUAACCACUUGCCUAGGGCAGGUCCUGAAGAUUUCACAGCACAGUAAUGUUUUGGGGAGGAAAGCCAUCCAUCCCAGAAGAUGCCCACUGUGGUUCUCAGAGCUCCCAGCAGAACAUGCCCUGGGAGGCCACGGCAGCAUCCCUCUCUGCCUGGCAGACUUCCCACAAACCCCUCUGCCAGGUGAUGGUCUCCACCUUAGAGCCAGUGGGCCCUAAGGAUCAUUUAACUCAUCUUGAGACUCAUUCUGGGGAAAAACCCACAUUCAAGGGAAUUCCAUUUUCUUGUAAUUUAAGUUCACAUCCAGUGAUCACUCCGGGGACAGCAGCUGCCAAUCCCACUACAGAGUCCCCCUGUGCUGUAAGUGGUCCCUACACUUCUGGUGAGCAGCAGCACCUCCAACUGGGCAGUCCCUCCCUCAGAGCAGAUGGACCAGGUGGAGGCAGAGGGUCCUCAGUAAGGUUGUGGCACAGUGGCCGAGGACAGACAGGAGAGACCAUGGUUCAUCAGACCCAGGGCCACCUGCAGGUCUUUGGAGGAAGGCUGACCAAAGCAGUGGGGCCAAGGCUCCAGCAGGUAUAGUCAGACAAGAGCAAGCCUGGGCUCAGGACAGAAAGUUGAGCUCCUUACUCCACCAAGGGCUAUCUAAACAUGGACAUCUUGAGGGCAGGGGUACCCAGAACAGCCUCAAGAUGCUGGCAGUCCUUACAAGGAUGGCCUCCAACUCCCAAACACCUCAUGCACAGACUGGCCCCUUGUGUCUCCAGGGCCCACCAGCACAGUGCCAUGAGCCCAGUUCUGGGGUUCCCAGCUCUGCCAAGAUGUCUAUCUCUAAGCACCUGAGGCCAGCUCCGAGGUGCUCUUGUGAGACCCUCACCCACAGACAAUCUCUUUCCAGGACUUGCCCUCACCCUCGGGACCAAAAAGCCUUUGGGCUUAGCCAGAACAAUGCUGAGACCAGCAUCUCUCCAUCCAGCACAAGGCUCUGGUUUGGGGAUAGGUUUUAAGGCUACUGUCAAGACCUGGGCCAAGUAGUCACAGGACACUACUCCUUGCAUCCUGUCAUCCACACUGCCAUUGCUCAGGGCACGGCCAGCCCCGAUGCUCCUCCAUACCUUCCAGACCAAGCUGGAUGCCACCUAAGACCAGCAAGCCAAGUCCAAGCCCGCCGAUCUCUCAAAAGCAGACGAGAUCCCUCCAUCAUCCAGUUUGGUACAAGGAGACCCACCAAAGCCCUCUUGGCUUCUCAGAUGCCUCCCUGACAGGCUGCACUGGACCAGACCCUGGCACACCAUAGCGCAUGAGUGUCAAAAGGUUCCAGAGGCAACGAAAACAUUUUUCAAUGCUUGCUUCACACCAGCCUCACCUCAAGUGUGUUUAGCUUUUCGCACAGCCAAGGGCCCUUGAAUACCUCCUCAGCAAGACACAGACAAUGCUAAGAAGGCACCCUCAGAAUGGGUCAAUCAUGUGGCAAUUGCAGUGGGAGGCACCACUGGAAGACCAGCCCCUGGGAGCAGCUGCCCACAGCAUGGAGAGAGUCGGCUGAGCAUCAGAGACUGGCAGAUGCUCGGGCAGCUGUGGGAAAGCUAGGCACCACCAGACAAUGAGGUCAGAGCUACUCACCAGGUCCAGGCUCGCCAGCACCUCCCGUCUGCGCUAACCCAACCACCCUGCCUUCUAGAAUGCAGGCUGCUGACAGCAACAUUCCCUACACAACACUGGGAUGGGUCCUCGGCACCUCCUCUGGGCCCCCCUGAAGAAGAGGGCCACUGUCCCCUUGGCUAGGAGUUGGCCAUCCAUGACUCUCUGGCCUGUUGUACAGCUGAGCCAUGGGCCUGUGGCCUCCUGAAAGCGGAGCACUGAGGGGGAGGAAAUCCUUGGGUUCCACUACUCCGAACCUCCAUCCAUGUUUAUGUAUUCAUUUAAUAUCAAAGUUAACCAAAAUAAACCCCUGCACUGGGAA
Ictidomys tridecemlineatus (thirteen-lined ground squirrel) is the source of this 3103-nucleotide messenger RNA. RefSeq names its product shadow of prion protein (gene Sprn). Gene Ontology annotation, cellular component: membrane; nucleus. NCBI's taxonomy places the organism in Eukaryota, Metazoa, Chordata, Mammalia, Rodentia, Sciuridae. The record is from RefSeq and is a predicted model, not a curated record. Gene Ontology annotation, molecular function: nucleic acid binding. Gene Ontology annotation, biological process: protein import into nucleus.